Messenger RNA from Kalmanozyma brasiliensis GHG001, 1359 nucleotides. Its product is annotated as Sugar isomerase (SIS). Gene Ontology annotation, biological process: carbohydrate derivative metabolic process. NCBI's taxonomy places the organism in Eukaryota, Fungi, Basidiomycota, Ustilaginomycetes, Ustilaginales. Bases 1 to 1359 code for a protein of 452 amino acids. Gene Ontology annotation, molecular function: carbohydrate derivative binding. The transcript has a single exon. The record is from RefSeq and is a predicted model, not a curated record.
AUGACUCAAGCCAAGACCGAUUACUUUGGCUCGGAAUCGCCGCUCAGCGGUCCUUCGAGCGGAGGAGCCAGUCCCUCCAACUCAGCCAUGCUCAGCCCAACAUCGAGCUCGGUAGGCGCGUCGCAGCUCUCGCUUCUCGCUCUCAAUUCGCAGCGUAACUCGCCUUCCACCUCGGCGUGUACUUCGGUCAGCGAUCUCUCCUCCGAGGCCGACAAGCUCUCCCUCGCCCAUGCAAAGGAGCGCCGCACUGCAGAGGCAAGUCCCCUCAACAGGGCCAGCAAUAGCAGCAACAUCGACGAAGAGGCGGAAGGUAGCGCCGACGAUAGCGAGGCAGCCGCCAUCGAAGCAGAGAACCGCAGGGUCGAGGAGGAGCUCGAUUCGGCGCUCGCCUUUGGCGCCCAAAUCGUCCAGCGAGAAGCGCGAGCCCUUGCCAUGGCAGCCAAGCGUCUCUCGAAGCACCAGGUGCAACAAGACGGCUUCCGACAGGCCAUCCGUCUUGUGAUGCGCGCCACUACGGGCGAUCGAGGUGGAAAGGUGGUGCUCACCGGCGUGGGCAAGAGCGGCAUCAUCGCCAAGAAGCUCUCUGCCACCUUCCUCUCGCUCGGCACGCCCUCGAUGUUUUUGCACCCCACGGAAGCGCUGCACGGUGACCUUGGAUUGCUCACGCCGCACCGCGACGUAGUGAUUGCACUCUCCCACUCGGGAUCGUCGCCAGAGAUCCUCGCUCUGGUUCCGCAUCUCAAUGCUCGUAGGUGUCCCAUCAUUGCCCUGGUCGGCAAGCGAGACAGUGCCCUUGUCAGGGCAUCCGACGCCUGGAUCGACUGCGCUACUGGCAAGGAUGACCACGACUCGGAUUCCGAGGAAGAGGAGGACGAAGAAGCAUGGUCAGAAGCCGUAGCUUCAGACUCGGACGGCAAUGCAGAAGAGAGCAGCUCCGCAGACGGUCUGCCAGAGCUGCGUAGGUCGAGCGAGCCGGUUGCCUCUACUUCUGCACCUCAGAACGGGUCCAUUCUCGCUGCCCGUCGAGCCACAAUGCCAUCCUGCGAUGCGUGCGACAGUCGCAAGCAACGCUCCACAAGGAGAAAACGGAACAAAGCCCCACGACCCACCACCGACGAGGCCUGGGACGACGUUCCUGCGCCGAGCAGCAGCACCACGGUCGCAUUGGCCAUGGGAGACGCGCUCGCCUUCUCAGUGACUCGCGCCAAAGGCCUCGGCAGAGACAUGUUUGCUUUCAACCACCCGGGCGGCAAGCUGGGUGCUGACUUCCGAUUGCAAGGCCAAUCUGUGCCAUUGCAAACGUACGACCCGAAAGGCACCGGCACCGAGAGCGCGGUAGCUACCCCGAUUGCUGCAUAA